This is a messenger RNA of Neurospora tetraspora, 746 nucleotides long. RefSeq names its product RmlC-like cupin domain-containing protein. The transcript has 3 exons. NCBI's taxonomy places the organism in Eukaryota, Fungi, Ascomycota, Sordariomycetes, Sordariales, Sordariaceae. The coding region runs from base 165 to 647 and encodes 160 amino acids. The record is from RefSeq and is a predicted model, not a curated record.
GUCGCUUACCCACGCUUACUAACAUAUGAUAUAUCCAUAUACUCCCGCUCUUGCCACAUUCUCCUUCAACCUUCAAUCCGAUUGACUACUUUAUCCUCAAUUCACAUUUACACAAAACUCUUAUCAUCCCCAAAAGAAACAGACAAACAAAGAGAACAGACAAAAUGCCAGUCCGCGGCCCCGUCCCCGUCAACCUGGCCACCCGACAGGCCGCCGAGGUGCUCAAGGUCGGACCCAUGACCAUCCGCGUCUACGAGGACGGAUCCCGCACCGGCGACCGCGUCGGCGCCAUUCUGCUGGAGCUCCCGGCGGGGGUUUCGGGCCCGCCCAUGCAUUGGCAUCGGUUCCAUGAUGAGCUGUUUUUUGUUGUUAAGGGGACAUGCCGCUUCGUAACACCCGACGCCGAAGUCGACGCCUCGGCCGGAGACCUCAUGACGGUUCCGCCGGGAGCCAUCCACACGUUCAAGAAUGCGUCAGAGACGGAAGCCUGCGAGGUGUAUAUGACUGCCACGCCGGGCCACUACGUUGAUUACUUUCGAAUGCUGUCCAAGGCUGGAAAGGAGGGUAAGAUGCUUAGCAAGGAGGAGAUAGAGCACCUUAUGGCGCUGUUUGGGACGUUUCCGCCGGAUGUUGAGUCGGAACCUUGAAAAGGAUCUUUUACAGUUUAAAGAGGUCGGUCUCGGAAGGAAAACCGUUGCAGUUUAAAUUUAGUGUUCAGGCUUAAAUAAGACAAUGUGUUAAGCCAG